Carica papaya (papaya) is the source of this 492-nucleotide messenger RNA. Lineage: Eukaryota; Viridiplantae; Streptophyta; Magnoliopsida; Brassicales; Caricaceae. The record is from RefSeq and is a predicted model, not a curated record.
CUCCUCUGUGUUUUGUUUUUUGGAUAACAGCGGCUCAGGGAGAGUCGCAGAGUUUUACACUAGAAAAUCUCACCCCACUUUCGUUUCAGAUAAUAGAGGUGAGAUAGAGAUGGCAAGUGCAGUGCACUGCUUAUCUUCUUGCUUGACCCUCAAUUCUAAGCUCAGAAGCCUUUCACUCAAGUGCUCAUCAUCAUCUUCAUCUUCUACUUCUAGUUUGCCGGGUUUCAAUUCUUGUCGCUCCCUCAGUUUCUCCACAAGUAUAUCUAACAAUGUCUUCUCCAAAGGCAGCUUAUCUAUGAGCAGAAUUCGAAGGCCAACCGGUCACUCUGUUGUUUGCGAGGCGGCUCCAAAGAAAAAGGCCGAUUCAGCUGCAAAGCGAGCUCGACAAGCUGAGAAAAGGCGCAUUUAUAACAAAGCUCACAAAUCUGAAAUUAGAACACGGAUGAAGAAGGUAACCACUUUCUUAAAAAAACAAAAUUGAUAUUUACAAUA